Molecule: messenger RNA, 1333 nt
Organism: Drosophila arizonae
Lineage: Eukaryota; Metazoa; Arthropoda; Insecta; Diptera; Drosophilidae
Gene: CAH7
Product: Carbonic anhydrase 7
Cellular component (GO): cytoplasm
Molecular function (GO): carbonate dehydratase activity; zinc ion binding
Source: RefSeq, a predicted model, not a curated record
GUGCUGUGGGCUGCGGGUUCUGUUCUUCGUAUCGGUUCGCCUCGGCUUUGGUUAUAAAAGGCGACGAUUCCAUUUCAGUUUUAUGGAGUUGUCAUUGAGCUCGCAAGGGAUUCGAGUCCUGAAUAGUCGCUCUUUAAACUAAUCAAACUAAAAGUGAAAGUGUGUUAAAUAUACAAAUAAAAAUAAUUAAGUAAAAUAAUUAAAGAAUAUUCUAUUGCAAAAAUAUCGUGAUGCAUUUCCUAGCCGUAAUAGCUUGCAGCUUUUUGGCACUCAGCGCAGCCAGCGAAUGGGGCUAUCCGGACCUGGACAACAAUCAGGAUGAGCCAUUUCCCAAGUGGGGAGGUCUGUGUGACACCGGCAGAAAACAGAGUCCCAUCAAUUUGCACGUGAAGGGCGCGCUGAAAGGCGAGUUCAGUCCACUCAAGUUUGAGAAUUACGACGAGCAUCAGGGCGCACUGCAAAUGGUCAACAAUGGUCACUCAAUUCAACUCUCGGGCUUUGCUCACGAGCUAACGCUGAGCGGUGGAGGCCUGGGCAGCGACUUUGUUGUGGAGCAAAUCCAUAUGCAUUGGUGGUCGGAGCACACCAUAAACGACAUACGCUAUCCCCUGGAGGUGCACAUUGUGCAUCGCAACAAGAUCUAUCCCAACAUGAGCAUGGCAGCUAACUUCAAGGACGGCAUCACGGUGAUCGGCGUGCUCUAUCAUGUGUCCAAUACGCCCAACGAGGCCAUUGGCAGCAUCAUCAAGAGCCUGGACAAAGUGAAGAAAUACGAUCAGAUGAAUGUGCCCACCCUGGUGGCGGAUAGCCUGGCCGUGGACGAUCUGGUGCCAAGUGUGGACACAUAUUUCACCUAUGCAGGCUCGCUGACCACGCCCACUUGCGCAGAGGCCGUCACCUGGAUCGUGCUGACCGACACGCACCCAGUGACACUGGAUCAGGUGAAUCAGUUCAAGGAGAUCGAGUACAAAGAGGACAAACAGCUCCACAACAACUAUCGCGAACUGCAGAGCGAGAAUAAUCGAGCUGUGGUGCUGGUGCAGCAGCUGCAGGAGCGCAACUCUGCGGGCAGGAUGUCCGGCCUGAGCCUAGGACUAUUGCUGCUGCUGGGCGUGGCAGUGCGACAAUCUCAGCUGUAACUUGUGCAGGGGCGCCAGCUAGAGAGCUACACCAAAGACAAAUCCAAACCAGAGAGCAACGACAUACCAGACACACAGAAAUUAUACUCAUUAUUUGAAGGCAGGAUUCAAAUAAAUCCAGAUGAAAUUUCAACUAGUCAAUUGAUGUGACAUUCAAAGCAUGUGCCUUAAAUCUAAACUACCUAUAACUAUAU